AUGACUGCUAGAGCAUUUCUCCCUGAUCAUACGAAGAAAGAAAAAGAGACUGCACGAAAGCGUGGUCCCAGCUUACAGAAGAAGACGAAGCAGUUAGGGGAGAUAGCCAGAAUACGCACACUUACCCUGUAUGAAGAUCCAACGCAUGGUGUUUGGCACGUUGCGAUGCACUGUCCCACUGGCAAGUCAUUCCCGGAUCUCAAUGCACUGGUGAAUGAGUUUUCGAAAGCCGGCGAACCACCGAAAGUGCGUGACGUCAGCGGGUGUCGUCCGGGCCGCGCUGCCACCAUCUCUCGAAAGACCAACAUUUCAGGCCGGCAUCGCAGGGCGCGAAAAGCCGCCGACGUCCCCCAGAGUAUCUACGAUGUACCGGACGACGACGAUGACGAAGCAUAUCCUGCGCCUAUCACUUGCACAUCACCGAGCAGAGAAGCGAGCCUUGACGAAUAUACGGUGGCAGAGGCUGCCACAGUGGGAGAGACCAAUACAGUGGGAGAGACCAAUACAGUGGGAGAGAUCAACAUGAUCGGAGAGAUCAACAUGAUCGGAGAGACCGAUGCGGCGGGAGAGACUGAUUAUACAGUAGGCCUGGAGCAUACUGCGAUUUGGGCUGAUGAGAUGGCGGGCAUGGAAGACACGGUGGCCUGGGAAGCUGGCGCCGGGACGGGCAUGGAGGGUUGGGACGUGGGAGGCCUGGAGACGGAGAACCCGGAUCUGGCAUGGGAUUCAUCAACUGCCCCCGAGGUGGCCAGCCACCCCCUCCAACAAAACAACACAAAACACUACGAAACACAGCAAGGCGAGCUGUCCAGAAAAUGGGCAUGGUAUGCUCUCAUGGAGGCACUCGCCCAGCAGCGGCGACUCUACUUUAAAACCGAUGUACUCGUCCGCAAGAGUAUCCCAGCAGGGCCCAGUCCGCCGCGGUGCCACGAAGUAGUCCGCCACCGCCUCCCACCAGCAGCCCAGGCCACAAGCGCUGAGCACGCAGCGGACUGGACCAUCAGUAGGCUUGCUCUCCCGUUUGCCGGUGUUGUGUGCAUAUUCGUCAAAGACAUUGCUGGCGGUCUCCGUAGCAUCGCCCGGCAUCUUGCCUCGUGGCUGUCUGACGGGCCUCCAUCCGACAGUCCCGUGCUUCCCCGGCUGCUUCUCAUCGACGAAGAAUCAGAUGGCAAGUCGGAAAAGCAGAUCAUUUUAGAGCUCAGCGACUGUCUCGAUGAAGUCUGUCGUUCGGGCUCGUCCUUGUUGACACGAUUCGCCGGCAUUAGCGUCGCUGGACUCGGCAUGACAGGGACUCCGCACGAACGACCGGAUUGGCAGGAUUUCCGCGCCAAAUUAGCAACAGGUGUGAGCGGCGUGCAGGAGAGGCGUGAGCAGACAGGACGCAUAUUAUCUGCCAAGACACUUUGUAGAAUGAUGGAGCGGGCGUCGAGUACUGUCUCAUCCGUGCCAGCGCCGUUGGACCUGCCGCUAGCGACGCGCGUGAAGCGCCCUGUAAGCCAAUAUCUCGAAGCGGGUGUGGUUGAUUUGCUUGACCAUGUUGACUCCACCGAGAUGUUGGAGUUCUUCGCCAUUCCCGUCGUAGCUUCCAGCAUCAUUUUUGACCAUUAUAUGCGGGAUAUGCAUCUCUUCGACAUCGCCGAAGUUUUCGACAAGCUCUACCGGUCACAUAUCGACCGUGUCUUCCACAAAUUUACUUCGACCUCGGACGACAGCAGGAAGCUGAAGCUUUCGUCCAGUCUUGACUUCUUGGACUUGCUGAUGAAAAGUCUAGGAAGUCAAUUCAGAGAGUUUCGCGGGCAACGCCGAUCAGCAUUGCUCUACCAUGCCGACAAGCUCAUCUCAUUCCAGCAAAGGUGGAAGAAGAUCCGCUCCUCUGAUACAUGCUUCAGCUGCCUCAAGAAGCGCCCGCAACACGAGCUGCCGUGCAAACACUGGAUAUGCGCGGCCUGCUACGACCACUUCUCAGUCAAGAGCUGUAGCGGCCGGAACCUGCCUCGCUGCGUUCUCUGCGGAGAGGAAAUAGAGGGGGCACUGCGGAUACGAAAGAAGCCGGAAACGGCCUUACCUCGAGUCCUCUGCGUGGAUGGUGGAGGAGCGAGGGCUGGCAAGCCGCUCGCGUCUCUCAAAGCGCUGAGAGACAAGAUCGGCCUCGGCGGAUACCCUGUACAGGAUCAUUUUGACGUAAUCUUCGGCACCUCAUCAGUUGCGUGCGCUCUUGCGGACGGCAAAUCCGUCGACGAGUGCGUCGAGCUGUUCGAGGCCAUGGCGCAAGACACGUUCCAGCAGCGCGAAGUGUCCAGCUACCCGUUCGGCUGGACUACGAUCGGCCGGCGGUUCUGGCGAUGCGCCUUGACUCUAUUCUGGGACAGCAACACUGACUUAGACUACGAACAAAGCGGCGCUGUCGUGGCAGCCUAG
Molecule: messenger RNA, 2418 nt
Organism: Beauveria bassiana ARSEF 2860
Lineage: Eukaryota; Fungi; Ascomycota; Sordariomycetes; Hypocreales; Cordycipitaceae
Product: Patatin-like serine hydrolase
Exons: 6
Coding region: 1-2418 (805 amino acids)
Biological process (GO): arachidonate metabolic process
Cellular component (GO): membrane
Source: RefSeq, a predicted model, not a curated record